Aspergillus sclerotioniger CBS 115572 is the source of this 1210-nucleotide messenger RNA. It is a transcript of the gene psf2, whose product is annotated as DNA replication protein PSF2. Gene Ontology annotation, cellular component: GINS complex; nucleus. Gene Ontology annotation, biological process: DNA replication; double-strand break repair via break-induced replication. Lineage: Eukaryota; Fungi; Ascomycota; Eurotiomycetes; Eurotiales; Aspergillaceae. The record is from RefSeq and is a predicted model, not a curated record. The transcript is spliced from 3 exons. The coding region runs from base 203 to 1012 and encodes 269 amino acids.
CAGUCCAAAGCCCAGUGCAAACCAGCCAAACACUCCGCAUCGGGCAAUAACGCAUCGCGAUCGAUUUUGAAGAAACGCCUGCAGCUCCCCUUCAUCCAGCACAGACAGACUCCAGAGCAUGGGAUACUCCCAUCCGACUGAUCCGACACGUCCCUGACUCCUACUAUCCGGCCAGUCCGCCCAUCCCGCGCCGUGAGGGUCAAUGGCCUUUCUCCUCCCGCGGGGCAUCACGCCCCCGGAGAUCUCCUUCCUGGCCGAGAUGGAGAUGGUCACCAUUCUACCUCGUCAGCGUCUCGAGGGACUUGAGCUCCUGGGGGGCCCGGUCGAACCCCUCCUACCCCCCCGACGCGCCUCCCUCCCCCUCUGGCUCGCCCUCCUCCUCAAACGCCAACGCCGCGCCAACAUCCUUCCCCCACCAUGGCUACACCCGGAAUCCCUCGAACUCAUCCUAGAAAUUGAGACCAAAAACGACGAAUACCAGCACGCGUUCUCCCCUCCCCCACCACUCCCCGGCCAACCCACACCCCGAGACCGUCGACCACCCAUAGCUGCACCGCGCUACACCCCCUCCGGCCAGAAAUACUACGCCGCCCCACCUUUCCUACCCCAGAAUGCGGCACGCGAUCAUAUCCCGCCGGGCGAGCCGCCGGCCCUGCCGUUCCAUUGGCUGGAAGUGGGGACGAUGCUGCUGGAAGCGGCGAGCGAUGAUCUGGUGGAGCCGGAUCAGACAAGGCGGCUGUUGAAGGAGUUGAGGGAGGUGCGGAUGGCGAAGAUCCGGUCGGGCGUGGAUGUGUUGGAUGCGGCGGCGAUGGGGGGCGGUGGGGUUGCGUUGACGGGCGUUGGAGCGAUGGAGCUGGGCGAGGAGAGGAGGUUCAUUACGGGGGUUGUGGAUGGGCUUAGGCGGAUUGGAGCGUCGAAAGAACAGGCUCGUCGGGAGGAAAUGGCUGAGGAGAUGGCGAAUGGCGGGUAUGACGGUACACAGGACUAUGAGGAUGAUGAAAUGGAGUUUUAGAUCGACAUAUCAGAGGUCUUUUCGCGUUGUUUGUUGUUUCAUGGACGGAGUUCUCGGGCAGGAUAUAUUGGCAUGCGCAUACAUGGACGUUCAGAUGUAUAUAUACCCUAUAUCAAUGAUGGAUUGGUUGGCGAGUGAAGGUCAUUCUAGUGGUAGUCCAUUCAUUCCACCUAUCAAACACCAUCCGCAUGCGACGCU